UUUCUCAACAAAAUCUUCGAAACCAAAGCGAAAAUGGGCAGAGAUCGAAACUAUGCGCUCCUAGAAAAGCGAGAACUCUCUGGAGGAGGAGGAGAAGAAGAGGCCGAAGCUCCGUCGAAAGGAAAAUCCAGGAGAGGGCGAGAGGAUUCCUAUUCGGAAUCUGAUUCCGGGGAAGACCGGAGCAGGUCUCGAAGGAAAGCUCGGGAAAGUUCCGAAUCGGAAGAUAAGAGAGAUGGCAAAAAUAAGGCUAAACUGGAGAUUAGAAAGAGGAAGUCUCGAAGACGUUACAGUAGCGAAGAGGACUCGGAUUCUGAUUCCGAGUCGGAGUCGGAGGAUUCUGGUUCGGAAUCGGAGGAGAGUGGCUUGGAUUCGGAUUCUAAGAGUGAGAGCGAGGGAGAGAGGAGGAGGAGGAAGAGGAGGGAGAGGAAAAAGAGAGAGGAGGAGAGGGAGCGGAAAAGGAGGAGAAAAGAAAAAGAGAAGAGGAGAAAAGAGAAAGAAGAAGAGAAAAAGAGGAAAGAGAAACGAAAGAAGAAGCAGAAGGAGAAGAAGGAGAGAGGGAAGAAAGGACCGGUGACGAACUUGUGGGGAAAGUAUGGAAUUAUUAGAGAAACCGAUAUGUGGACUAAACGGCCUGAGUUCACUGCAUGGUUGGGAGAAGUUAAACAGGUGAAUCUGGAAAGUUUGCCUAAUUGGGAAGAGAAGCAGAUGUUUAAAGUGUUCAUGGAAGACCAUAAUACAGCUACCUUUCCUUCCAAGAAGUAUUAUAACCUUGACGCAUAUUACAGACACAAAAUGGAAAAAGACCAGAAAAAAGGUAUCAAAAAGUUCCUGCAAUCAGAACGUACGGUAUUCAAUGAUGAAGAACAGCGACGGCAAGAGCUCAUGCGAGAACGUGAAAAACAAAAGGCGGAAGAGGUGGAAACUUUAAAGCGGUCUAUGCAGAGUGGAAUGGCACAAGCAAUGAAAGAGCAAGCUCAGCUCAGGGAGGAGAUGGCUUACCAGUACAAGAUUGGAAACUUUGAGGCUGCAGCUGCUAUUCAGAGACGAUUGGACCCGGAUGUUGCUAUGUAAAGAUGGAUGGGCUAUAUUAAUUUGCACAAUCACCUUGAUGCAUCUUAUGUUCUUCACUUUGCAAAUAUAAAGGUUCAGAGGGAUCCCACGCAUGGAGCUGACAAAUCCUUCUCAAGUUUCCCGUGUGGUGGGAGAGCUACCUAUAUUCAUACCAUGUUGGUGAUUGGAAAAGUUUGUGCUUAGUUCCCUUUUUUCCUCUUUUUAAUGCUUGUGGACAGAUUAUGAGGUAGCUCCUAAACUUUUGCCUACCGACAUCAUUGGUGAGUCAAAACGGGCCCUAGGUGGUGACUGCAACAACUGUGAUGAAAUGUAAACUUAAAAUAGCCAAAGACUACAGGGAUGAGGUAUCUAUCACCUCUCCUCCUUUUCCCUGAAUCACACACUAUAUGAUGCAGCCUGAUGCAAGGCUUGAGUUUUGUUCUCCUAGAAACUCGACAAUACGCAAGUCAAUGUUUAUUUCAUUAGUUUAUCUCAA
Molecule: messenger RNA, 1546 nt
Organism: Juglans microcarpa x Juglans regia
Lineage: Eukaryota; Viridiplantae; Streptophyta; Magnoliopsida; Fagales; Juglandaceae
Product: vicilin-like seed storage protein At2g18540
Source: RefSeq, a predicted model, not a curated record